AUGCAAUGGUUUCAAAAGAGGCGUGAGAAGGUGGGCGAGAAUAGAUUUGAGGCUUUGGUCAUUGAGGAUUUUGAUUGGGGCAAUGAGUGGGUGGACCCAUCACUAUCACAACCUCAAGGUGCUCGAGGUUGUCCUGAUGACAAUCAAGACAUUACAUGGGAGGAUGUUGAUGUGGCUAUUGGUGCAUCUUCAAACCUUCGAGGCCGCAAUCUGCAUAGGACGGCAACUACAGUUCGUAGGGGCCAGACAAUGCAACACUACGCACGCAAGAGACCUACUACAACACGACCUAUAGUUCCUGAAGAAGAUGAGGCAGAGGAGGGCUUGGAGCAAGAACAACACUCAAGUACGCCCAAUGCGGAGGGGGAGGAUUCAGACUACGUUGAGGAUGAUGAUGAUGUGAGCAAUGACGAUCAAGAGCCAACUCAUGUUGACCAAGAUGGUGAAGACAGCACCAAUGCCAAUGAGUUUGAUGAUGAUGACUUUUGA
Messenger RNA from Triticum turgidum subsp. durum (durum wheat), 489 nucleotides. NCBI's taxonomy places the organism in Eukaryota, Viridiplantae, Streptophyta, Magnoliopsida, Poales, Poaceae. The record is from the annotation of a GenBank genome assembly.